AUGUUGAAGUUCAAGAAUAAGUUCAAAUUUGGAUUAUCGGAGAAAUCUCCCAAUUCAUCAUCAAAUUCAUCACCAGCCUCAUCACAUAAGGAUACCACCCCGGAAAAGUCACCCGAACCGAGAAAGACAUUGACCUCGGAUCUAAGCGAUAAUAUUCUGAAAUUGACCCUUGGUGACAGUGAAGCCGGAGCUAGCGCCACUGCUUCUCCUGAUGUUCCACAUGGCCAAAUACACGGCACAGAAAAUGUACCAACAAUGGAAACCAGUAAUUCUAAUGAUUCCGCUAAUCCCCACACACCGUCCAGUCCAGGCUUACUAACGGUUAAGAUUUACACGUCAAACAAUAUCCAACUCCCGAUCAAGAUCAACAAUUCCAAGCAAAUUCUUCAUGCUCUUGCCAUUAACUCAAACAAUGAAACCAUCGGUCAACAAUUACUUAAGAAUUUGGAAACCUUAAACAAUGCCGAAGGUGAUAACCAUCCUUUAGUUGGCGAUCUUCUCCCGGGAACAAUCGCAUCGAAUUUCUUGCCUUCAAUUAUCACUAUUCCUAAUGCCGAGAAUUUGGUCAAGUCAUUACUUUAUUUGACGAUUGAAUUUGACAAUAACGUUUUGGUGAUCGAACCACAAAAGGGUACCGUCAAUAGAAGUACCUGGAACCAGGUGGUUUCCUUUGAUGUUACCAAGAAGUCCCAAGAAACAACCAAUGGUGGAGAUAACGAAACGGGAUCGAGUUUCCUUAACCUUAAUUUGUUUAUUAGGUUACCUAACAUGUUGAUUCCUGAUUCUGAAAAGGUAACAAAGAAGCAUUUAUUCACUAAUUCUGGUCUGCAGCCACAACUGCCCGGGAAAUCAAAUGCGUCUGCUAACUCGGGUUCUGCGCCAGCAAACAUCGGAGAUUUACUCAUUGGUACCAUUAAAUUGCCAUUGAAUCUCAAGUACCAUAGCCAACCAAUUAGAUUAAUGAAUCACGAAUAUCUUAAGUUUUCCAAUUACAAUGCCAAUUUGCAAGAUUUAAUUUCAACGGAAAUGGGAGAGAUUAUGUUGACUAUUGAAUUCAAACCAAUCACUAAGAAACAUUUGGCCAUUACAGAUUUUGAUUUGCUUAAGGUUAUAGGUAAAGGUUCGUUUGGGAAAGUCAUGCAAGUUGUCAAGAAGGACACUAAGCAAAUUUACGCUUUGAAGACAUUGAGGAAACAACAUAUUGUUUCAAGAAUGGAGGUUACUCAUACCCUUGCUGAAAGAACUGUGUUGGCCAGAAUUAACAAUCCUUUUAUUGUUCCUUUGAAGUUUAGUUUCCAAUCACCGGAGAAGUUGUACUUGGUGUUAUCAUUUAUCAAUGGGGGUGAACUCUUUUGGCAUUUACAAAGAGAAGGUAAAUUCAGUAUGGAUAGAUCAAGGUUCUACAUUGCUGAACUUUUAACUGCGUUGGAAAGCUUGCAUGAUCUCAAUGUGAUUUAUCGAGAUCUUAAACCUGAGAAUAUCUUACUUGAUUACCAGGGACAUAUUGCCCUCUGUGAUUUUGGACUUUGUAAAUUGAACAUGAGUAAUGAUGACAAGACCAAUACGUUUUGUGGUACCCCAGAAUAUCUUGCUCCUGAACUUCUUUUGAAUCAAGGUUAUACCAGAUCAGUUGAUUGGUGGACUCUUGGAACAUUACUUUACGAGAUGCUUACUGGCCUUCCACCAUUUUAUGAUGAUGAUGUCCCUACCAUGUACAAGAAGAUUCUUCAAGAUCCACUCCGAUUCCCAAGUUUCCUCGACCAUACAGACGCUCAAGAUCUUUUGAUCAAACUCUUGCAGAAGGAUCCUGCAAAUAGAUUAGACGAUGCCAAUGAAAUCAAAUCUCACCCUUUCUUUAAAGACAUAGAUUGGGUCAAGUUGUUGAAUAAGAGCUAUUUGCCACCUUUCAAGCCUAAUGUUGAGAAUUUAUUGGAUACCCUGAAUUUCGAUCAGGACUUCACUAGUGAGAAACCUCAGGAUUCGGUCGUGGAUGAUUUCUUGACUGAGAGUGUUCAAAAACAAUUUGGUGGCUGGACUUAUAAUGGAGAUAAUGUCUUAUAA
This is a messenger RNA of Spathaspora passalidarum NRRL Y-27907, 2061 nucleotides long. RefSeq names its product serine/threonine protein kinase. The record is from RefSeq and is a predicted model, not a curated record. Gene Ontology annotation, molecular function: protein serine/threonine kinase activity; ATP binding. The transcript has 2 exons. Gene Ontology annotation, biological process: protein phosphorylation. Bases 1 to 2061 code for a protein of 686 amino acids. NCBI's taxonomy places the organism in Eukaryota, Fungi, Ascomycota, Pichiomycetes, Serinales, Debaryomycetaceae.